Trichechus manatus latirostris (Florida manatee) is the source of this 4584-nucleotide messenger RNA. RefSeq names its product ERGIC and golgi 2 (gene ERGIC2). Gene Ontology annotation, cellular component: membrane; endoplasmic reticulum; COPII-coated ER to Golgi transport vesicle. The transcript is spliced from 14 exons. The record is from RefSeq and is a predicted model, not a curated record. The coding region runs from base 121 to 1182 and encodes 353 amino acids. NCBI's taxonomy places the organism in Eukaryota, Metazoa, Chordata, Mammalia, Sirenia, Trichechidae. Gene Ontology annotation, biological process: endoplasmic reticulum to Golgi vesicle-mediated transport; retrograde vesicle-mediated transport, Golgi to endoplasmic reticulum.
GCGAUAUUUCUGGGUACACGGGAGCCCGGGCGACCCGGGCUUCUGUGAAACAUGGCGGCCGGUUGAGGCUGUAACACAAGCAUAACUAUAUGAAGGAAGAAGGGGAGGGUUUUCCUGAAGAUGAGGCGACUGAAUCGGAAAAAAACCUUAAAUUUGGUGAAAGAGUUGGAUGCCUUUCCGAAAGUUCCUGAGAGCUAUGUAGAGACUUCAGCCAGUGGUGGUACAGUUUCUCUAAUAGCAUUUACCACUAUGGCUUUAUUAACCAUAAUGGAAUUUUCAGUGUAUCAGGAUACAUGGAUGAAGUAUGAGUAUGAAGUAGACAAGGAUUUUUCUAGCAAAUUGAGAAUCAAUAUAGAUAUUACUGUUGCCAUGAAGUGUCAGUAUGUUGGAGCAGAUGUAUUGGACUUAGCAGAAACAAUGGUUGCAUCUGCAGAUGGUCUAAUUUAUGAACCAGCAAUAUUUGAUCUUUCACCACAGCAAAAAGAGUGGCAGAGGAUGCUGCAGCUUAUACAGAGUAGGCUGCAAGAAGAACAUUCACUUCAAGAUGUGAUAUUUAAAAGUGCUUUUAAAAGUGCAUCAACAGCACUUCCACCAAGGGAAGAUGAUUCAUCACAGCCUCCAGAUGCAUGCAGAAUUCGAGGUCAUCUAUAUGUCAAUAAAGUAGCAGGAAAUUUUCACAUAACUGUGGGCAAGGCAAUUCCGCAUCCCCGGGGUCAUGCACAUUUGGCAGCACUUGUCAACCAUGACUCUUACAACUUUUCCCAUAGAAUAGAUCAUUUGUCUUUUGGAGAGCUCGUUCCAGGAAUUAUUAAUCCUUUAGAUGGAACUGAAAAAAUUGCUGUAGAUCACAACCAGAUGUUCCAGUAUUUUAUUACAGUUGUGCCAACAAAACUACAUACAUAUAAAAUUUCAGCAGACACUCACCAAUUUUCUGUGACAGAAAGGGAGCGUGUCAUUAACCAUGCUGCAGGCAGCCAUGGAGUUUCUGGGAUAUUUAUGAAAUAUGAUCUCAGUUCUCUUAUGGUGACAGUUACUGAGGAGCACAUGCCAUUCUGGCAGUUCUUUGUAAGACUCUGUGGGAUUGUUGGAGGAAUCUUUUCAACAACAGACUUGGAGCCUACAAACCUGUCAAUUCUAUCACCUUUGAGGAUGACCACACAGACAACCACUUACCUCUUUUAGAAAAUAAUACACAUUAGCACCUUCUGAGCGAAGGAGAAAAAACUUUUUGCCUGAAACAGAAAACCUUUUUUAAUAGUAAAAUAUUGUGCAAUAUAUUCAAAGAAAAGAAAAUAUGAAUGAGAGGUAGGAAACACACCUAUGGAAAAAAAAAAAGAAACAAACCCCAAACUGAAAAUCUAUAUAUGUCUUGUCUGUUACAAAUGUCCUAGAAGAAAUUAUGCCACUAAUCAGUGAUUAAGCCCAACUGGAGUAUUGCCUUGAAGAUGACCCCUUCGGAUUAUUUCACAACAAAGGGGCAGUAUCAAAAUCAGACCUUACUUCUUGGUGACAGAAAGCCCGAAGAAAAGACUUCAAACACCUCUAAAGAAAAAGGCAUUGAUAAGUGCAAAUGUUUGCUCCCUUUUGUUUUUAAAAGAUAUGAUGUCAGAAUAAAAUGUGGAAAACAUGGAAAACUAGUCUAGACUUCAAAAAAUUGUGAUCAGGUCACACAAUUAAUAAAGGAAAACAGGGACUAGUCCCUAUGUUAUAGCCAUAUUAAUGUUAAGCCAUAUUGACAAGACCAUUUAUCCAAUAAUUUGGUCUUAUGAAGAGAACUGCGUUUCUUUGAACUCUGGUGAUUGAUGUUUCUAACUGUUCAAGAGGGAGUCUUAGAAGACUAAAGUGCAUUCUACAGGGGGGAGACACAUAGGUGCAGUGAUACGUAACAGAAGUAUCAUUGACAGAUUUUAUAGUAGGGACUUAGAUACGGAGAAGAAAGCACAUUUUUUUAAGAAACUGAAGUUUCCUAAUUCGAUCAUUUAGUAUUGGUAUGCUUUGGGGGGGUGAUAUAAAAAUUCGCUUCUGAUUUAUGGAGAUGACUAGUUUGUCAAAUAUUAAGAGGAAAAAGGGGCAUGUAUGGAAUAUUUUAUACAUGUUGUAGUGAGUGGGGAACAGGGUAAAAUAGAAGAAUGAGGCAGAUUAAGUAAGACAACGCAAUGUCAGAUCUGAGAGAUGCUGUAUUAAACUGUCCGUUAAACUGAAAAACUAGAUUACAGAAGAAGUAUCUGCAUUCAGGGUAUCCUGAAUGUGACUGGUUCUGUAUUAGAGUGUGUUGUUUUAGCUUUCUUGCUAUUUAUUUGUUAUUUAAGGGUUGAUUUUAAAUUCCAGAAUACAAGAGAUAGAAAAUAAUGAGAGGGUGCUAUCACUCAGGUGCCAUUAAAGUCUGUAUUUGGAAUGUGUGUGCCAACAUCACUUUUCUUUUUGUAGUACUUAGAAGAAUCAUCAACUAGUCCCCAUAAGUUUAAAUCAUGUAGGGAAACAAUUCCAGGUAAAUAACAAGGUCGAGACUUUAAAAGAUUAGAUUUAAAUGAUAGCUUUUAGAGAAUGAAAAUACAUUAUUAUUUUUUAAAUUUUUUUUUUUUUUAAGUUAAAACAAAAUUCCUUGAAAGCAGUUGGGACAGACUUACUGUAAUAAAAGAGAAGGGAGAAUAGUGACAAAAACUACAUUGCAGUAAAGUUUAUAUUGCAUGAUACUUUGCAGAAGAUAACAGAGGCAUCUUUAUUUAAAAUAUACCACUUAUCAUUAAGAGUCACGAAGUUAACUGACUAAUAUAGAUGACAUAACCAGCCUUGAAAGGUUUUGAAAUAAAAAACAAACAGAAAAUAAAUGUGCUUUAUCUGUUUUGUUUCUUCAGCUAUUUUCAGUAAACUUGGUCUAGGAACGAAUGGAACAGCUCUCAAAAGAAAUUUUAAUUGACAAGAAUUAGAAUUUUAGUGAAUUGAGACUGAGUGUUGGUUCUCUGAAUCUGUAUGUCAGAAAAUUCAACCAAGUUUUAGUUUUGUUUUUAAUGGGGAAAAAAUGAUUAUUUUCUUUCAAUUAGGAUUAUAAGUUAAGUUCUUUAAAAAGAAUUGUUAAAAUUAUUGUAGUACUUAAAUAUUUUGUUUACAUGUUUUCCAAAUACCAUAUUAAAAUUUUAAUGGAAUUAUUCUGUCCCAGUAAGAUUGACUAUAAAAGGAAUUUUUAAAGAUCAAUAUCCUGUUUUGCCAUUGAUUUCCAUUAAAAGUUAAGAAAGGUUUCCAUCACUCUUUAAAUAGGGUCACAUUUUUGGCAGUGAAAGUACUAAGCUUCUGGCCAGCCCUGCAAGUGAUGAAGUAUAGCUGCAUAUUAGGAUCUUUUGAGAGGUUUUGACCUUACCAAGUGUUUCUUUUCCUUUGAUGAGAGCACUUUACUGACCUAGCUAUGGUAGAACUUUGCCCUGUGCCUGGGAUGUCUCCAGCCGUAAUGUCCAGCUUUAUUACUCAACCCUCCUUUUCUUUUCAUUAGGGUAUUUAUAAUAUCUAUGUGAAUGUACUCCAGCCUAAAUUUCGGGCCUCAAAUUAUGUAAAAUGGAUUUUUUUUAAAACAUCUUUGCCUACAUUGGCCUAUAAAAAUAUUAAAAAUUUAGGUGACUAUUUCCUGCAGUAUUUGUAUACUUUAGACUACCUCUUUGGAAGAGCUUAACUCAGUGAAUAUUUGUCAGAAUUAAAAAAUUAUUUCUAAUUUUCUACUUAAUUAUUAUCACAUUUUCUCAUAUACAUUUUAUGAUAGCACCCAACUUUUUUACAAAAAAUAGUGCAAACAAAGUUUGCAAUCUUUUAAUAUAAACUUUGGAAUUCAGAAAGGAAUGACUAAGAUCUCAUUUUUUACUGGUGUAAGUAGGGAUAUAUUACGUACUCUUUAUAUCUUGGAUUAGUAAUUCAAAUAUUAUAAAAUACAUUUAUAUAUAACUUCUACUUAAGAGUUUACACUUGAGUUCAAGACACAUUUUUGGUUAUUUAAAAAAUGGCUUAAACCCGGGCCUUAGGAUAUUAAAAAUCAGAGCAUGCCCUUUAAUCUAGUAUGUAAGCUCUUUUUAAGCUCUAGCAAACCUUCAGUAAAGCAAAUUGAGUUACUCUUUAUUCAAUGUAUCAGAAUAAAUCACUAUUUCUUCACUACUUUAUGGUAUAAUUCCUGGAUCAAUCCCCAAGUAUUCCCUUAUUGUGAUAAUCUAAUCAAAGUAGAAUAUCUUCCCCCAUCCCUUUCUGAAAUAUUUCUUCAGUAAUGAAGUCAUUUGCAUCAGUUUAAGAAUAGAAAACAAACUGCCUUGGACUUUUUCUGUUGAUUUUUGUUUUGUUUUGAGGAGAGAUAGGAGAACAUAAAACAUUUCAUGUAGUCUCUCAACCCCAAACAUUUUGGCUCUAAAUAAAAUAACAAGUUAUAAAAUAAUUUCUUUAUCAUUUUGAUCCUGCUAGAAAAUUAAGGUCAGGUACUGUAAAAUAAGCUUAAAAACCAAACCAUACCAGUUGCUGUCAAGUCAAUUCUGACUCAUGGUGACCCCAUGUGUGUCAGAGUAUAACCAUGUUCCAUAGGGUUUUCAAUGGCUAAUUUUUUGAAAGUAGAUUGCC